Messenger RNA from Dromiciops gliroides (monito del monte), 1679 nucleotides. RefSeq names its product WASP actin nucleation promoting factor (gene WAS). Gene Ontology annotation, molecular function: actin binding; small GTPase binding. Gene Ontology annotation, cellular component: plasma membrane. Lineage: Eukaryota; Metazoa; Chordata; Mammalia; Microbiotheria; Microbiotheriidae. Gene Ontology annotation, biological process: regulation of Rho protein signal transduction; actin filament organization. The transcript has 11 exons. Bases 66 to 1520 code for a protein of 484 amino acids. The record is from RefSeq and is a predicted model, not a curated record.
AAGUUCCCCUCCUUACCCCGUCACUGCUGCUACUUGGGAAGGCAAGGCAAGAAGGGGAGGCUACCAUGAGCCGGGGGACUCGGGGAUCUGGAGGGCCCCCACAACACCAGCAGAAUGUACCCUCUGGCCUUCUGCAGGAUCAUGAGAACCAACGGCUGUUUGGCCUCUUGGGCCGCAAGUGCUGGACCCUGGCAACCUCAGUGGCCCAGCUGUACCUGGCACUACCCAGCGCUAGCGGGCGCUGGCAGAAGGAACUGAGUGGAGCCAUUUGCUUUGUGAAAGACAACCCUCGGCGUUCCUAUUUCAUCCGCCUCUAUGGCCUCCAGGAAGGACGUCUCCUCUGGGAGCAGGAAAUCUACACUCAACUUGUGUACUCUGCCCCCACCCCAUUCUUCCAUACCUUCCCUGGUGAUGACUGUCAAGCUGGUCUGAACUUUGCCGAUGAGGCUGAGGCCCAAGCCUUCCGAGCUUUGGUGGAAGAGAAGAUCCAGAAACGAAGCCAGAAACAGAAUGCUGGAUCUCUCAGCAUAGAAAGAAGAGGGGGCACCACACCUCUUCCUCCCCAACCUAGUGGAGACCUCAAUGUCCCAGCCAGUACCCUGGGCUCCCCAUCUCUGGCCCUGGCUGCUGUGGACAUACAAAACCCAGAUAUUACAUCCUCAAGGUACCGGGGGCUCCCUGCACCAACUCCUCCUCCAGACAAGAAGCGCUCAGGGAAAAAGAAGAUCAGCAAGGCUGACAUUGGGGCCCCCAGCGGGUUCAAGCACGUCAGCCAUGUUGGAUGGGACCCUCACAGUGGAUUUGACGUGAAUAACUUGGACCCUGACCUGCGGAGCCUCUUCUCCAGAGCUGGGAUCAGCGAGGCCCAGCUCACUGAUGCAGAGACUUCCAAGCUAAUUUAUGACUUCAUUGAGGACCAGGGCGGGCUAGAGGCUGUGCGAGAGGAGAUGAGGCGGCAAGGCCCUGGUCCACCCCCUCCACCCCCAUCUCGUGCAGGGCCCCCUCAGCGGUCCCCUGUCUCCUCUGUGGUAGGGAGUCGGGGCCCCCGCUCAGGACCCCUCCCCCCAGUGCCCUCUGGGACUGGCGGGAUCCCUGGGGGACCUCCACCAAUUCCACGGGGCCCCCCACCUCCACCUGGCCGUGGGGGCCCCCCACCUCCGCCGCCACCUGCCUCUCACUUGGGGCUUCCAGCAACCCCACAACUGCUGCCACCAACCCCUGGGUCAGGGCCACCACCACCUCCACCGCCACCACCACCACCUCCACCAUCGGCACCUUCGUCUGGGGGGUCUGUGGCCCCUAGAGGCCGGGGGGCCCUGCUUGAAGAGAUCCGACAGGGCAUUCAGCUCAACAAGACACCUGGGGCCCAGGAGUUCCCAGCUCCCCCACCCCCAAGCUCUGAAGGGCUGGUGGGGGCCCUCAUGCAUGUCAUGCAAAAGCGGAGCAAAGUUAUCCACUCUUCAGAUGAAGGGGAGGACCAGGGUGGUGAGGAGGAAGAGGAUGAUGAAUGGGAAGAUUAAGGAAUCCAUGGCCUCUUCCUGCUGCCGGCGCCAAACUCUCCAAUAGACCUUGUCAAUUCUCACAGCCCUGCUCCUAUCCCAGAUUGUGUACCCCGCACCCUGAUAAUGACACAAGAGUUUAGAGAAAUAAAUUGCCCUCUAGGUACUGCUGUGGCUGCG